UACUUUUUAGGGAGAUAUAUUAGACGUCGAUUACAAAAAGUAUAAAGUCUUGUGUUUUUCUUCGUGUGAUUUUUCACAUAAAAAUGUACCCAUUUGGGGGUUCUUGUGUUUGAAAUAAGUAUUCCAUAGUAAAAGCUAUCACUGCGUUGUUAAUUUGGGUAAGAGUUUGAAAAGAUGGGCCGCACACAUUGAUUUUUCCCUAGUAUUACGUUAAUUUGUAAGACUUUUGAAAUGUUUGUUAUUGCUUUAUUUUCUAGACGGAAUUAGUACGGUAGAAUAGAAGUUGCUAGACGGAAGACAUUAAGGGUGCACCAAAUAUGUGAAAAAUGUGACUGUGACAGCAGGUAUAGGUAUAUUUUUGAUGCCGUUUUCCAUUUGACGUGCAGUAGGUACUUGACUGGUAUUGUUUAUAUUUAUUUUGAGAUGUGUGAAAGUGUUAAAGGAAUAGGCAGUAUUUAAUGGGAAACGGAAAGGAGCUGCUUUUACGCAUUACGUUGUUAUCUUUUUUGUUUUUAAGUUUGUAGUUUUAGUUUACCACGCUGGCUAAAAUUCAUAUUGUUGAAUAGAUGCAUCUGUUGUCAUUUCUUUCUGUACCGGUUGUCAUGAACACGUGUUGCUGGAUAAUUCAUAUCUAAUAGUGGAAUAGCAUGCUCGUUUUAGUGAAAGCGUUUAACACACUUUUAUUGGAUGUCAUAUAAAUGACUGAUAGCUACUGCUCACUUUCAAGACAUGACACUUCUUUGGCAAGAAUUGAUUUGUCAGGUUUAGUGCCAUCUUGAUAUCCAAAUAGCAGUGCUCAUAAAGAUAUUCUUAACACUUCCAGAGAAGAGGAGAAAGUUUGCGCAGCUAAACCUAUUCAAGUUGUGAGAAUGCCUUUAGUAGCCUGUCUUUUUUUAUGAAGAAAAGGAAUAGACAACAGUUAAAAUGACUCCAAUCAUGGAGAAGAACAAAGCUUUGAAGCGUUUGUAUAUUGGUGGUCUGAGUCAUACAAUAUCGCAGGCGGAACUACAAGAAAGAUUUAGCAAAUUUGGUGACGUCACUGAUGUUGAAAUAAUCACUAGGAAGGAUGAACAAGGUCUUCCUGUGAAGACGUUUGGCUAUCUCAACAUUAACAUUUCUGAGCCUGACUUCCAUAAGUGUGUAUCUAUAUUAAAUAAAACGAGAUGGAAAGGAGGAACAUUGCAAGUCGAGCAGGCCAAAGAGAGCUUCUUGCACAGAUUGGCCAUGGAACGGCAAGAAGCAAAAGAAAAAGCAGCAUCAUCUUCUGUCAAGGACAGCAAAAAUAAUGCUAUUGAAUCACUAAAAAAAGUAGGCAUUGUUGAUUUUUAUAUGAAAGCAGCGGUUCCAGGGACAGAAGUGCCUGAUCACAAGAACUGGGUUGUUAGCAAAUAUGGCAGAGUGCUUCCUGUUCUUCAUCUUCGAGAGCAACGAAAGAGGAAAAUUACGAAGUAUGACCCAUCUAAGUAUUGCCACAACAUCAAAAAGUUUGAGCAGACAACAGGACAGGACAUUACGAUUCCCAUAUCCCAGCUUACAUGGCAUCUGGAAGGUGGAGAUGAUGACAUUAGCAAGAAGCGCCGUGGAGAGUUUCCAAGUAUUAAAACACAGUCUAAUAAGAAAAUGAAAAGCCUGAAUACUGUAGAAGGUGAAAGUACUGCAGCAGAAAGUACACUACAAUAUCCUACAGGAAAGAAGGAACUCCCUAUGCAGAAACACUUGAAGCAAAUGACAGCUUGCAAAAGAAAGGACUCUCCAGAGCUGGGUCUUGUAAAUAAACAGCUGAACAAAAAUGAAGGUAAAGAAGCAGAAGAAAAAAUGUGUAGCUCUGUUAAGAGAGCAUUAAAAUGUAUUGAGAGUGAUGUUGAUUCAGAAGAAGAGCUUAGGUUGCUGAUAGAACAAGAAAGAAAAGUUAAACACAGGUCAGCCAAUGUGCCUGAAGGUGUUGAUCAUUUAGAGGUUGUGGGAGAUAACUUCCAUCUUAAGUAUGACACUCACUGGGCAUCUAAAACUUCUAAGAAGGUAAAUACAUCAGCCGCUGAAGAUAAUCAUGACGAUGAUGAAAGUGAAUAUGACUCAGCAGAUACUGAUGAAAUUAUUUCUCUAUGCAAACCAAAAGCGAACCAAAGUAGUAAGACUAAGACAACCAUUAAUCCUGAAUUUAGGGUAAAGAAAAAUGAGAAGUUUCUUCCAAGUCAUGAAACAAAAAGUAAGGUCUCAGAAGACACAAACAGUUUCACCCAAAACUUGAAGCUGGAAGAAAAUUAUUCGAGUUCUAAGCCUACUACACAAACCAAAGAUGAUAAAGGUUUAGAAAUAAAAUGUAAUCGUAAAUCAGAAUCUAGCACUAGUGGCAGCAGUUCUUCUGAUUCUGAAGACAGUAGCUAUGACACUAUGAUGAAAAAUUGUGUCCGUAUCGAUUUGAGCUUGGAUGACUUGAAACAGCUGGCAAGUAAAUCAUCGAGCUCUUCUGAUGAAGAAAGCAAAGAAAAUGGUAGCCAUUAUGAUUCUGCAGAAGGUUGUGAGAACUCAGAGUCCGUUGAGAGUUCUCUUCAAAGCAAACCCUUGCCAAGAAAGAGAAUUACACCAGAUGAAGUAGUGUCUGCCAUUCUAGAAGAGGAAAGUAGCGAGGAGGAGAGGAAACCUCGAAAGAAGGCAAAAUUUCAAAGUUUGCCAGCUUUUAGAGGAAUGAAAGCAUUUUUGGGAAUUGGAGAUCCAGACCUGCAGGUACCUGUGGAGAAUGGACCAUCUGCAUUAGUGAGGACAAAAGCUAACUCUGAGCAGGUUCCUUUAAAUACACUUGCUCUGAAGAAACAAAAGACUGUGGGCAAUGAAGAGACUGUGACGGAAUCUGAUUCUGGCUCUGAAGAGAACAGCAGUCCUGUUUCCAAGCCACCUCCAUUUAAAGGAAUGUCAUUCCUUCAGAAACCACCAGACUUUAAAGAAAAUCCAGAGUCUAGAACACCUCCUGGAAUGCAGAGCAUGAAAACAUCAUCUCAGUCAAACAGUUUGGAAGAUAAGAGUUCAACGCUUACAUGCAAACUGCCCACACAUUUCACUUCUAAAUCACAAACAUCUUCCUUUGAGACCAUAACAGAAGGAAAGGUGCUGCAGCCUGUAAAUAGCCACAGUGGCCCUAAUGAUUAUAGCUGUAAUACUGUUUUAAAUGUUAUGAGUAAAAAAGUGAGUCUGGAAACUGCCAGUACUGGGCAUAUUAGUGACUCUGAAGCUGGAGAUAAUGGAGGAGGUGUUAACUGUGAAAGUUCUGUAAAGGCUAAGAAGGAACCUGAAACUUUUCAUCAUUGUGGUCUUUCAAAAAAUAUGGAUAGACAGUUGCUAGAUAAUCAGAAAAGACUGGCUGCUCUUCAGCAAAAACAGAAGGAAGCAGAGAUGCAAAAAAGGCUUAUUCAAGAAGCUUUGUCAAAAGUGGAUGAUCAUUCAGCUAACAAACGGCAGCACAUUGUAUUUGAUUCAGACAAUGAAGAGAAUAUAAUUGAGCAGAAGCAGUUAUCCAAAAAAUUAAUUUCUUCUGGAGUAAAGAAACCCCUCAUCUGUCAAAGUGAUGAGGAAUCGGAAUCCUCUGGAGAGAUGGAAGAAAAGGGAAAAUCGAAAGAGAGCAUAGCAAAAACGAAAAUUGGUUUCGGAGCAAAAGUGCCUGGGAAGCUUUUUCAGAGCAGCAGUGAUGAAAUAAGUGAUGAUGAAGGCCUAGAUCAUUUCAAGAUUAGACCCCAGUUUGAAGGCACUGCUGGACAGAAGCUUAUGAAGCUACAGUCUCGAUUUGGUGCAGAUGAACGAUUCAGAAUGGAUGCUCGCUUCUUGGACAGUGAUGGUGAAGAAAAUACUGAAGAGGAUACCACAAAUAAAAUAAAGGAUGAUGAUGACCUUGCUGCAGAGAAAAAGAAAAAUCUAGAGAUUUUACAGCGCUUUCUCCAUGUUAGUGUUGAAAUGCCCGAGUCAAAGAAAGAAGCAACAAAAAAGCAGUUCAGAGAUGUUGGUGCUCUUCACUAUGACCCGACAAGAGAAGAUCAUGCUGUGUUCGAAACAAAAGUUGAAGAACCUAAGAAACAAAGCAAAGCUGAAAGAAAGAAAAAGAGGCAAGAAGCAGAAAAGUUGCCUGAAGUGUCUAAGGAGAUGUAUUAUGAUAUUGCUGUUGAUCUUAAGAAGAUGUUGACUUCAACCAAAAUUAAGGAUGAGAAAAAGGAAAAUAAAAUUGCAUGGGAUAAACAAGAAGAAGAAGAAAACAAAGAAAACAGAAGUUUAGGCAUGGACCCUGGAACUGAACAGAACUCUGAACUGACAUUUGAAGCAUUUUCUGUUACAGAUAAUGAGGAGCCUUCUGGGUUUAAAUUUUCAUUCUUUGGCAUAGGCACAGAGGAGCCGAAGGAGUCUGCAGAAUGUGUGUAUAAAAAUGAAGGAUUACGAGCAGCUAAAGUACCUUGGCAAGAAGAUCCCCGUUUCCAAGACAGCAGCUCUGAGGAGGAGGAGGAGGAUGAAGGUUCUGAAGACCUAAAAACAGAGCUUUCAUCAAAAUCUGAAAACUCUCGUUUGGCAAAUAAGAUGAAUUUGUUUUUCUUCUUCAAAGAUGAUGAAAGAUUAAGAGAGGGUCCUAAAAUAUUCUGUCGACCAUCAGUCCUGGAGGAGCAAAGAGAUAGCUGGGAAGAGAAACGAUCUUCAUUAAUUGAGGAAUACAGGAAGAAGCACAAAGAUGCAAAACGAAAAGUUAAAUCAAGACUGUAAAACAAUGGAAUAUUACUGGCAGCACCCUGAUUACCAUUUCAGCACGAAGGAAGGGGCUCAGUGAAUUAAAUUUUGUCAAAUGCACACUUGUAAUUGGAAGUCAUGCUUUUCUAUGUAUCUAAUGAAAAUAAUCUGUUGCUUCAUAUUGUAAGCUACAGGAUAAUGAAAUGUUUGACAAAUAUUUCUAAAUUACAAACUCAUUUUAUACUGAAAGCAACAAUUAAUGUAUUUUAAUGGUAAAAAUACAUAAAUAAAUCUAUUUUUUGUGAAUUAUA
This is a messenger RNA of Protopterus annectens (West African lungfish), 5009 nucleotides long. RefSeq names its product nucleolar protein 8 (gene NOL8). Lineage: Eukaryota; Metazoa; Chordata; Ceratodontiformes; Protopteridae. The record is from RefSeq and is a predicted model, not a curated record. The transcript has 17 exons. The coding region runs from base 925 to 4734 and encodes 1269 amino acids. Gene Ontology annotation, molecular function: RNA binding.